GGUUGUCCUAGCGACGGCGGUGGCGUCCCAAGAUGGCGUCGUGGCUGCCGGAGACACUGUUUGAAAUUGUAGGACAAGGCCCGGCGCCGAGCAAAGACUAUUACCAGUUGUUGAUCACCCGGUCUCAGAUCAUCUUUAGAUGGUGGAAGAUUUCUCUGAGAAGUGAGUUUCGGUCAGCAAAACCUGGAGAGACAAAGGAAACCCAUGAAGAUUUCUUAGAGAAUUCUCAUCUUCAAGUACAAGUUGCCUUAAUAUUUGGUGCAAGAAUAUUAGACUAUGUCUUCAACCUGUGUGAAGGUAAAUUUGACUACCUGGAGCGGCUCUCAGACAAACUGCUGAUAAAGAUCAUCUGCUACCUGGACCUUGAAGAUAUUGCUAGGCUUGCUCAGACAUCAAGCAGGUUUGCAAAGUUGUGCAAGUCUGACUCACUGUGGGAGCAGAUAGUUCAGUCUGCCUGUGACACCAUCACCCCUGACAUGCGGGCCCUGGCAAAGGACGUGGGCUGGAGACAGGUGUUCUUCACCAACAAGAUUCAGCUCCAGAGGCAGAUUCGCAAGAAGAAAAAACAGGGAAAGCUGGAGAAGCAGCAUGCUUAGAGAUGGUGCUUCUCUUCAGAUCUACAUUUCCUUCUCUUUUAUCAACAAUUGUUGCCAAUUCCAGGAAUCACUUGAAAAAAAUCACAUUUUGUACACACACACACACACACACACACGCACACACGCAAAUCCACCCAGUGCCUUGCUUGAGCUAACCACCCGUCCUUCUCAGGCCAACCCGUGGCCAAGUACCUAGGGCUACAAGACAGGAAGCCCCUCAGGCCACUACCUUCCAGAUCUCCUAUUGCCCUUGGGGGAAGAGGCACGAGUUGUGUAUGAACUAACAAUAAAGAGUUAUUAGCAGGCUUGUGUUUUUGUUUGUAUCAGUCAGGGAUCCCAAGCUAGACCUUUAGGAUGACUUUGAACUUCUGAUCCUCUGGCCUCCACUUCUCCACUGCUGGGAUUACAGGCAUUUGACACCAUGCCCUUCAUGAGGUGCUUACCUGUGUGCCAGGGAUUCUCUGUAACAGCCCUAGCUGUCCUGGACCAUUGCCCGACAAAAUGUUUCAUUCUUAAAUACAGGAAGAGUAGUUCUUCAGUAGUUCUGUACAAAACAAUUGAUGCCUGCCUGUAAUCCCAGCACUCUUAGAAGUUAAAAAAAAAAAAAAA
Molecule: messenger RNA, 1205 nt
Organism: Onychomys torridus (southern grasshopper mouse)
Lineage: Eukaryota; Metazoa; Chordata; Mammalia; Rodentia; Cricetidae
Gene: Fbxo36
Product: F-box protein 36
Exons: 5
Coding region: 33-596 (187 amino acids)
Molecular function (GO): protein binding
Source: RefSeq, a predicted model, not a curated record